Messenger RNA from Adineta ricciae, 1707 nucleotides. The record is from the annotation of a GenBank genome assembly. NCBI's taxonomy places the organism in Eukaryota, Metazoa, Rotifera, Eurotatoria, Adinetida, Adinetidae.
AUGACUGACAAAUCUACUCAACAUUUUCUCAUUUUCUAUACAAUUCUCAUUCUACAAUUCAUUAACAUUGAUUUCUCACAAGGAUUAAAUCUCACUUGUUCAAAGUGGAAUGCAAGUAACAAAACAAUUAUCUUCGGAAAUUCAUCGAACACACCGGGCAAUGAUGAUUAUUCACUCGAUGUAACAUUAAAUUCUACUGGUCUUGACAUAAACAAGAACAAUGGUGAUAUCGCAAUUUUAGAUGGCAACAACGGUCGCGUUAUAGUCUUUAAUGGAUCAAAUUCAUCGAACAUAUUUGUUAUUCUCUUGAACGCAAGUAAUUCUACUAAUUUUUCAACGAUAGGAUAUCCACCAUCAUCUAUUGCAUACGGUUUCAAUAAUUCACUAUUUGUUUCCGAUGGAACGUCAGCAGAAAUAUUUCGAUUGGAUUAUCCAUUGGAUUAUGGAAUUAAUGGGACAAAAAUUCUUGAUCGGAAUAGUGGAAAUAUUACUUCAUUGAGUUCUACUUCUGGGGGCUUAUGUGUUAAUAAUAUUAAUAAAUCUAUUUAUAUAAUCAAAGGAAAACAAAUUUAUCAAUAUACGUUUGAUAGUGGAAAUUUAACGAAUUUAUCCUAUGUUUUCAAUAAUCCUCAAUCGAUAGUUAUGAACGAUAACCAAUCAUUAUUUGUCUAUGAUGCGGGUAGUAAGUCAAUUAAAAUGUUCACACUUAAUUCAUCCAAUGGUAUAACUUUACCAUUCAAUAAAGCUCCAGUUGUAGCACUCAGCGUAUACUCCGUGAAUAUUCUUGUUAUCACUGCGUCCGAUGGUAUUUAUCUAUUCGAUAUAAUGAAUAAUAACACGAUUUGUGCUCUAAAAAACUUGAAUUCAUCAUCCACAGUAUUUUACAAUGCGAUUAUUGAUCAUAAUGACAGUCUUAUUGUCAGUGAGUCCAAUACGAUAGUGUCAUAUCCAAUUUAUCAAGAGUGUCCAGAAAUAACUACUCAAAUCACAACUGAAACUCCAACUCCAACUUCCACCAUAACUAAAAUGACAACACCUUCAAAUUCAACGGGUUUCAAUCCGACUGACAACUGUCCGUCAGGUUAUUUCGGUUUCAAUUGUUCAUUUAGUAAAAACAUUUGCAUUCAAACUGAUCCAUGUUUGAACGACGCUCACUGUAAUGUUAACAAUCAAACUAACAGUCUUGGCUACUCUUGUAACUGUAGUAUGGGUUAUAAUGGAACUCAAUGUCAGAAUGAUUAUCGAUUGUGUAAAAACUAUACGUGUUUUGCUCGAGGAAAUUGCUCGAUUAUAAACGAUGUGACUUUCGCUUGUAAUUGUUCAAGUGGAUAUACAGGUGAACAUUGUGAAUUGAGUGUCGAUUAUUGUGCAAAUGUAGUUUGUCAAAACCAAGGUGUGUGCGUUUCAGAAAAUUUAAAAUAUCUUUGUCAAUGUUUAUCGGGAUUUUAUGGAGAAUUUUGUGAAAAACAAGAAACCAGUGCGGUUGUACGAGCCUAUGCAACGAAAAGUCUUGGUUUCGUGGCAGUUUUGAUGAUAUGUAGUAUUAUUGGAUUUAUUUUAAGCAUGGAUUUAUUAAAAUAUGUACUUAAGAUCGAUCCGGUUAAAACUCAUAGAUACAAUAUACGAAAGGCAAGAAUACAUACGUUGAAGAAAACAAAGGAAAAGGUCAAACCGAAAUGUAUUCAACGUGUUAGUUAUGUUCCUUGA